Molecule: messenger RNA, 1296 nt
Organism: Ochlerotatus camptorhynchus
Lineage: Eukaryota; Metazoa; Arthropoda; Insecta; Diptera; Culicidae
Gene: mRpS22
Product: mitochondrial ribosomal protein S22
Exons: 2
Coding region: 87-1220 (377 amino acids)
Cellular component (GO): mitochondrial small ribosomal subunit
Molecular function (GO): structural constituent of ribosome
Source: RefSeq, a predicted model, not a curated record
GUGCCUGUUUUGUAAUCCAUCUCUAAACUAAACAUUGAAAAAGUAUCACAGAAAAUAGUAAAAUUGGGUGAAUUUUGCGCCUUAAAAUGUUGAAAAUUCCAACCGGAGCUCGGCUACUGUCGGAGAUCGUCAAAACCGCCUCCAUAAACCAAGCGGCAAGAUGGUACUGCGUCACAUCUUCAUCCACCGGUGCCGACAUGAAAUCCUUUCUGUCAUACGAUAAGGAUCCAGGUCCAGCGUUCAUGCGAGAUGAUGUGCAAAAGCUGUUGAAAUCGAUGACACGUUUGGAGUUGGACCGGGUAUUCCGGAAGCGCUCCGUCAAAAAUAACACGGUGGAGUACAAGUUCAUGACCAACGAUCAGCUGCGCCAGGAAGUGAUGCAGUCGAUCGGAAGGGCAGACCGAAUGCUGCAGAUGCCACCGGUGGUGGAUGUGAUGCGUGAGAAUCCCAAGGUCCUGUCGAAAGAUGGAGCGCUGAAGGGAUUUUCUGACGUCAAGAUGGUAUUCACGGACAUCACAUUCGGCUUGAAGAAUAGCAAGAGGACGAUUGUGGAACGGUUACCGGAUGGAACGCUGCAGGAAGCUGCAUACGCGACGAGGAAACGUUUGAAUCAGAUUUACUUCCCAUUGAAGGGCAGAUACGUUCGGACGCCGCAGAUGUUCGAGGCGGGCAAUCUGAAAAAGAUUCUGGAAGCGAAGGAGUAUGAAUUUGUGUUGGACAGAGCUUGCGUGCAGUUUGAGCCCUAUGAAAAAGAGUACCAUGAUAUAACAGCCACCGUGUACUUACAUGUAAACGAGAACAAAGCUUUUGAUUUGUUGCGAUCGACCAGACACUUUGGUCCGAUGUGCUUCUUCCUGGCGUGGCAUCGAUUGGUCGACAAUCUGCUGUUGGAUGUGAUCAAACGGAACUACUUGAGGAAUGGCGUUGAGUUGAUUGCGUUGUAUGCUUCCUUGCACGAUGGCCUACAGAUGAAGGCGGAAAACUUCGAACAACUCAAGAAGCACGUCCUCAGUACAGAACCGCCGAUGUUCGAAUCGGAGGACAAGAGCCUGGAAGAGUUGCAGCAAGAUGAGAAGUAUCUGACGGUUAUCGAGCAGUUUGUGGGAGAACAUUGCACGAAAAAAGUGCAGCUGAACUUGGCGAUCGCAGCGUACCGAGAGAUGGCUCACGAACGGCAACAACUUGCCGAAGGUAUCCGGAAAAUGCACGGUGAGAGAUAAAUUAGUCGGAAGAUGUUAAUAUUAUAUAGGUACAUACAAUAAAACGAGCUGAAACUUGCGAAGGGUUCUGAUUUAU